Myxocyprinus asiaticus (Chinese sucker) is the source of this 5559-nucleotide messenger RNA. Its product is annotated as nucleotidyltransferase MB21D2-like. The record is from RefSeq and is a predicted model, not a curated record. Bases 112 to 2025 code for a protein of 637 amino acids. The transcript has 8 exons. NCBI's taxonomy places the organism in Eukaryota, Metazoa, Chordata, Actinopteri, Cypriniformes, Catostomidae.
GGCUCAGUGCUCGCACUUAUGGGUAGAUAGCGUCGUCCUUCCUGUCAGAUCCGUAAUGACAGCAGUUUCCUGCAUAGUGUUUACAGUUCGACCCUGUGCACUUCGAGAGUCAUGAGCGCUGCUUCGCUGGUCCAGAGGUUAGCUGGUGUUUCUGGGGCUCUUGCAGUUGCUGCAGGUGCAUAUGGAGCGCACGGCUUCAGACACAGUGAAGCGAGUGAUUACCAGAGAGAGUUGUUUGAUACUGCAAACAAGUACCAUAUCUACCACAGUCUGGCUUUAUUAGGAGCUGCUCGCUGCAGGAAACCUGCACUGGCGGGCACACUCCUCCUCACUGGCAUGGGCUGCUUCUGUGGUCCCCUGUACCACCAGGCCUUAACCAAUGACCCCAGCUUCAGUAAGCUGGCACCGAUCGGAGGCACACUACUCAUUGUCGGCUGGGCUGCCAUGGCCCUUUGCUCAAUGGAGACAUUCAUGAGUGCCGUGGCCACGCGUGCGCCGAUGCCGGUGAAGCGGGUGUCCGAGGUGGACUUCCGCUCGGGCACGACGCUGGAGCAGCUGUCGGAGCAGGUGCAGCAGUUUGUGCAGCUGGAGCACGAGGAGUUUGGAGACCAGACCGCGCUCGAGGUGCAUAUGGCUAAAGACUUCAUCUUCAACAUGUUGGGCCUGGUGCAAAAGGUAGACAAGCGGCUACCAGUUGCUAAUGAGUACCUGCUGUUAUCAGGUGGGGCCAGGGAAGGUGUUCUUGACCUUAAUCCAGAGGAUCUAGGUGACUAUGCAAAAGGUGUUGACUUUGAUUUGGACUUCACUCUCUUGGUGCCUGCUCUUAAGCUGCAUGACCGCAAUCAGCCUGUAACACUGGACAUGCGGCAUUCUCCACCAUGCCAUUCAUGGUUGAGUCUGCGCCUCUGCGACCCCACAAUGCUAUCACAGUGGCGUAUCUGCUGUCAAGACGAGAAGAAGAGGGAGAAAAAAGACAAGGAGGAUGAGGAGGAAGAAAUUGGAGCAGUGCAAGGCUCAAUCCCAUCCUUGCGGUCUCCCCAAUCAUUAGAUGGAUGCUACUUCUCUCCUUUGCUGGUGACUGAUUGGUUCUGGAGUGUAGUUAGGAUGGCGGUGGAAGAAUUGCGUCAGAAUCCUCAAAGAGGGAUCCCUGUUCCUGAUCGUGUGGAGCGGAAUGGUCCACUAACUACACUAAUUCUCACUGCAGGAACUAGUCGAAUCCUCUAUGACUUGCUUCCAGUAGUUUCAUUUCGUGGCUGGCCAGCGGUUGCACAGGGCUGGCUCACAACAAACCAUUUCUGGGAUGGUAAAAUAACAGAGGAAGAGGCCAUAAGUGGGUUUUACUUGCUUCCUUGCUGUUCGCCAGCUGCUAGCCCUUCUACCAGAACUGACCGUGAGUGGAGACUAGCCUUCUCCCGCAGUGAGGUUCAGCUGAAGAAAUGUGUGGCCUACCCAAUGGCACAGGCCUUCCAAGCAGCUAAAGCUGUACUGUCAAGACUGUUGGUUCGUCCUCGCACUGGCCUUAGCCUCUACCACCUACGUACCUUGAUGUUCUGGGCAUGUGAUCGCUUACCUACUACCUAUCUUAGCUGUCCAGACCACGAGACACCUGCCCGGCUGUUCCUUGGUCUUCUUGAUGACUUGGCACACUGCAUUCUGGGCAAAAACUGUCCCAAUUAUUUCCUUCCUCAGUGCAACAUGCUAGAACACCUCACAGACAGUGCCGCACUAUUAGUUGCACGGAAACUUGCACAUUUACGCUCCGAUCCUGCUGAGCACUUAAGAGCAGCAUUAGAGCAGGCACGACAGGCAUGUCAGCUCAAACGUGAAGCGGUAGGAGCUGUAAGCAAUGGGCAUGGGUUUUCAGCGCCUAGGCAUGGAUGUGGUGCAGGAUCGCCACAAGAUGACCGCUUAGCACAGCAACUUCAACAGCUUGUGACGGAAAAUCCUGGCAAAUCUAUUUCAGUCUUCCUCAACCCAGAUGACGUUACACGCCCCCAUUUUCGGAUUGAUGACAAGUUCUACUAAGCGGACUAAGUUUUAAGGAUCAUACACUGCCCAGGGCACAGCAAACCUAUACAACAGAGAUUAUAUCAAACAAUCAACAAGACUGACUACAAUCAAAAGCACCUGUUUGAUGUUUCAAUGAGGGAUUGUAAAGAGGGUUUUACUUGUAUCAUCUCUGCGAUGCCGAAUACAUUAAGCUCUAUAGAGCAAAGUGUCAUCAUUGCCCCUGGCUCAAUGUUCAAACAAUUUCAACUAUGACCCUGUUGCCGCUGACCUUCCAAAGAGUCAGCUAAUGAUUACCAUGGAAUUCAGAUGAUGCAUCAUUACAUUGAUGGUGCCAAUGCUAAAUUCAAAAGAUGUUUUCUGCAGCGUGUUUAAUCAGAAGGUCAAAGCGGCACUUGCUACUGACAUUAAGAGGUGCAUUGACAGCCUGAUGUAAGUCAUGUGGAAGUCCCUUAAGAGUUGCACUUACCAAAAGGUGUAACAUAUUUCAGGGACUAGAAGAGAUCGGAUGGAUUUUCUAUACUAUUAUGCAACUCAUAAAAUCUUAAAAAGGUGAUUCAAGGGCAUCUUACAGACAUCUCCCAUUGAUGGACUCCUCCAAUGGUGAUAUUCUACAGGGUUUUAAGAGGGUUGUUGCCCCGAAGUUCAGUACUACUGAAAAUAGAGACUACAUAUUUUCUGCUGUAUUCCUUGACAAGGCCUGAGGGCAAUUGAACAGGAAAAAGACAAGACCAAGAUUUGCUAUGGUAGCUGUGAGAGGGAGAGAUGAAUAGAGAGAGUCAAACACAACAUCCACUGGAUAGACUAGACCAAACCAAUGGAGCUCCUGCAGACAGCUGCUCUCCCUCGCUCACUUCCUGCUUCUGUCUCCUUCCCAAUUCCUUCCCACUUCACUGGCCUCCAUCGCUGACUGUUCUUUAUCCAUUUCUUCCUUUUGGAGCAUGUUAAAGGAUUAAAGAACAAUGUUACAUAUGUAUUCAGCAUAAAUCGCAUAAGCACCCUGUGGAAGAUGGCAGAAAAUUCAUGUAUGCUGCUGACAUGGCUGCUGCGCAGAUGCAGAGCAAUCAGUAACAAGAGAAUGAUGAGCAAUAGGCUAAAAUGACUUUUUCUAGUAGGUUCCUACUCCCAUAUUGCUGAAUUUGAGGUGCACUUAUGCGAAUUAGGAGAUGGCACUACUGACAACAGUUUUGUGAAGACUUUUAGUACUAUACAUGGUACUAUACAUAGUGUGUUUUGGUAGUUCCACUCUGUGCUGUAAGCCAAGAAAAAGAGAUCAAAGGACUUGAUUUGUUUGAUUUAAUUAAAUCUGAUAUGAAAGGAAAUGGAAUGGAUCUAUCUCUACUUUAUAUUGUCAGGGUUUGAAACUGUAUACCUUAAAAUACCUAUUUCGUGAGUUUAAAUAUUGUAAAAUGCUUGAAUCAAUAUUCAUAAAUGUGUUUUUCUGCAUAUAUUAUGACCAUUGUUUAGCACAAUGCCUGAUAUCAAAUGAACAGUGGUACUAUGCAAUUUCAUAGUUUAUCAAAAUCAUCUCUGUAAAUUAGAUAUUAAGGCCCAAAAUGUCUCUGAUCAUUACCAAGAACAUUUCAUGAAGAUGAUUUCAAUGGGAAAAGUCAAUGCUUGUACAUCAGGGUCAAAUUUUUAAUGAGGCUGAUGUGGUCCCAGUGUUUCUUUAUUUGGCAGCAUAGUCCCUCAGGUUGUGCUGAUAUGUACAGUUGUGCUCAAAAGUUUGCAUACCCUGGCAGAAAUUGUGAAAUCUUGGCAUUGAUUUUGAAAAUAUGACUGAUCAUGCAAAAAGACUGUCUUUUAUUUAAGGAUAGUGAUCAUAUGAAGCCAUUUAUUAUCACAUAGUUGUUUGACUCCUUUUAAAAUCAUAAUGAUAACAGAAAUCACCCAAAUGGCCCUGAUCAAAAGUUUACAUACCCUUGAAUGUUUGGCCUUGUUACAGACACACAAGGUGACACACACAGGUUUAAAUGGCAAUUAACUGUUAAUUUCCCACACCUGUGGCUUUUUAAAUUGCAAUUAGUGUCUGUGUAUAAAUAGUCAAUGAGUUUGUUAGCUCUCACGUGGAUGCACUGAGCAGGCUAGAUACUGAGCCAUGGGGAGCAGAAAAGAACUGUCAAAAGACCUGUGUAACAAGGUAAUGGAACUUUAUAAAGAUGGAAAAGGAUAUAAAAAGAUAUCCAAAGCCUUGAAAAUGCCAGUCAGUACUGUUCAAUCACUUAUUAAGAAGUGGAAAAUUCAGGGAUCUCUUGAUACUUAGCCAAGGUCAGGUAGACCAAGAAAGAUUUCAGCCACAACUGCCAGAAGAAUUGUUCGGGAUACAAAGAAAAACCCACAGGUAACCUCAGGAGAAAUACAGGCUGCUCUGGAAAAAGACGGUGUGGUUGUUUCAAGGAGCACAAUACGACGAUACUUGAACAAAAAUGAGCUGCAUGGUCGAGUUGCCAGAAAGAAGCCUUUACUGCACCAAUGCCAUAAAAAAGCCCGGUUACAAUAUGCCCAACAAGACCUUGACACGCCUCACAGCUUCUGGCACAAUGUAAUUUGGAUUGAUGAGACCAAAAUAGAGCUUUAUGGUCACAACCAUAAGCACUAUGUUAGGAGAGGGGUCAACAAGGCCUAUAGUGAAAAGAAUACCAUCCCCACUGUGCAGCAUGGUGGUGGCUCACUGAUGUUUUGGGGGUGUGUGAGCUCUAAAGGCACGGGGAAUCUUGUGAAAAUUGAUGGCAAGAUGAAUGCAGCAUGCUAUCAGAAAAUAAUGGCAGACAAUUUGCAUUCUUCUGCAUGAAAGCUGCGCAUGGGAUGCUCUUGGACUUUCCAGCAAGACAAUGACCCUAAGCACAAGGCCAAGUUGACCCUCUAGUGGUUACAGUAGAAAAAGGUGAGGUUCUGGAGUGGCCAUCACAGUCUCCUGACCUUAAUAUCAUCGAGCCACUCUGGGGAGAUCUCAAACGUGCAGUUCAUGCAAGACGACCAAAGACUUUGCAUGACCUGGAGGCAUUUUGCCAAGACGAAUGGGCAGCUAUACCACCUGCAAGAAUUUGGGGCCUCAUAGACAACUAUUACAAAAGACUACACGCUGUCAUUGAUGCUAAAGGGGGCAAUACACAGUAUUAAGAACUAAGGGUAUGCAGACUUUUGAACAGGGGUCAUUUAAUUUUUUUCUUUGUUGCCAUGUUUUGUUUUAUGAUUGUGCCAUUCUGUUAUAACCUACAGUUGAAUAUGAAUCCCAUAAGAAAUAAAAGAAAUGUUUUUUGCCUGCUCAUUCAUGUUUUCUUUAAAAAAUGGUACGUAUUACCAAUUCUCCAAGGGUAUGCAAACUUUUGAGCACAACUGUUUUUUUUUUUUUUUGUUUGUUUUUUUUUGCCAGCUUAAAAGUAAACAAAUUGAAUGUAGACAAUGUAGACCUCUCAAAUUAAUCAAGCCAUCAUCUCAGAUACCCUGAAUGGUUACAGAAUAAUGUGUAUGUAAAUGCUACCAAAUAUGUCAUCACUCUUAUGAGCGGAAUGUCUUCUUUUGUUGCAAACAUGAAAUAAAAAUUACAUCUUU